Messenger RNA from Priapulus caudatus, 1829 nucleotides. RefSeq names its product caspase-2-like. NCBI's taxonomy places the organism in Eukaryota, Metazoa, Priapulida, Priapulimorpha, Priapulimorphida, Priapulidae. The transcript is spliced from 7 exons. Gene Ontology annotation, biological process: proteolysis; regulation of apoptotic process. Gene Ontology annotation, molecular function: cysteine-type endopeptidase activity. The coding region runs from base 132 to 1463 and encodes 443 amino acids. The record is from RefSeq and is a predicted model, not a curated record.
UCUAUUAUAUAUAUUUGCUGUUUUAUGCCACAUUUGUGGUAUGUCACUAUGUACUAGAUUUAAAUACGAAUUCAAUUACUACAGUGACCGAUACGCGCUGUUGUUUUGUUAGAGUCCUAAGUGAAGUCAGCAUGAGUCAGACUCAGAGGGCGUGUAGUCAGUCUAACAGUAGUAAGGCACAGGGUACAGUACUCAGUACUUUUUUGGCAGUUGAUAUGGAUCCUGCUCAUAGAAAGAUACUCACCAAGAAUCUUGUAGCAUUCUGUAAUGACUUACAAGUGGAGCUCGUCAUGGUAGAGUUGGAAACAAGUGGGAUGUUUCUGCAAUUCCACGUGGACAUGAUCCUGGCAGAGAAGGUAGAGUUCAAUAAACGGAAGAAGGUCGUGCAGCUGGUUCAGCAGAGUGGCCCUAAAGCGUUUGACUUAUUUCACCGAGCGUUGCAGAACACAAACCAGACGCACCUAGCGAACUUAUUGAAGCCAGAUGUCACAGUGCCAUUCUUACGGAGCACGCCUCCAGAAGCCAAGAGCGCGGCGCCAUCUUUCAAGGCAAAAUAUCUUCCGAGCGACACUCCCGCCAACCUGAUAGAUGUUGACGUGCGUCCUGGGCGGCCCGCCCCAUACAACCCGCUUGACGCGUACCGCAUGGAGAGUGCCCCGAGCGGACUGUGCUUGAUCGUAAACAACAGAGCGUUUGAGCGGCUCAGCGAGCGGCGGGGCACGGACCUCGACGCGCUCAACGUGCGCUUGCUCUUUGAGGGUCUCGGAUUCGCGGUACUGCCGGAGAAGAAGGACCGCACCGUCACGCAGAUGAGAGAAGAGCUGGAGUUCUUUGCUGCGCGGCCCGACCACAGAGACUGCGCCGUCGUCGUCGUCCUUAGCCAUGGCACGUGGCGCAAUGGCGACGAGAUACACGGCGUCGACGGGAGGCCCGCAGAUGGCACCACGCUCAACUUCAAUGACCUGUUGAGGAUGUUCGGAAGGGAACAAGCACCAGCACUCAAAGACAAGCCAAAGUUGUUUAUCAUCCAGGCAUGUAGAGGUGAAGAUACUGACCUCGGUAGCCCACAGACAAAGUCUGAUGCCUCGGAUGGCUCCAGUAGUCCCCCACGGGCACAACAAAUGUCAGAGGCUCCCCCUAGUGGUAUCGAGGAAACAGACGCGCAGCCAAUUGUCGUAGAGAUGAAGCCGAGAGAUCCAAACAUGGGUGAUCACAUCGUGUGUCGUUCUACGAUGCCAGGUUUCAAGUCGUGGAGAAACGAGGUGAGGGGCUCAUGGUUUAUACAGUCCCUCGUUGAGGUGUUUAUGAACUACGCCUGCACAGACAACAUCAACGAUCUCAUGACGAAGGUCAACCAACUGGUCGCCACAAGGUAUCAGUCACUAGAUGGAGCCAAGCAGAUGCCGGUAUUUGAGAGCAGUCUGAGGAAGCCAUUCUACUUCAACCCCACGGGAACACAGUGAAGCAGAUGACAACUCAACGCAAUACAGCUUGCAGCAACGUCACAACAUACAGCAAUUUCGCAAUCGCUAUGCAAUAGCUCGUGAUAACAUGAGGAUUUUCAGAGAGAAUAGGUUCAUACGAUGAGUCUCUUACCGUACUCUUGAUGAUGAAGUUUGUAAUGAGUUCUGAAAAUGCUUGCAAUGAUGUAAAACGUUGCAGAUGAAAUUAAUGGAUUGGAAGGAAUUUAUGGUGACACAUUUUUUGUACAUUGUGUGAAGAAUGGUGGUUGACUUUUAAAAUUGGUUACUGCAAAAUAUUUUAAUUUACAGUAAAAUACAAUUACAUAAUUACUACAUAACAUCAGGAGUGAAUAAUAAUAGAUUCUA